Molecule: messenger RNA, 2192 nt
Organism: Didymella exigua CBS 183.55
Lineage: Eukaryota; Fungi; Ascomycota; Dothideomycetes; Pleosporales; Didymellaceae
Product: HLH transcription factor
Exons: 2
Coding region: 480-2096 (538 amino acids)
Biological process (GO): regulation of transcription by RNA polymerase II
Molecular function (GO): RNA polymerase II cis-regulatory region sequence-specific DNA binding; DNA-binding transcription factor activity, RNA polymerase II-specific; protein dimerization activity
Source: RefSeq, a predicted model, not a curated record
GAAUAGGCCUCCGCUGCUCCACUCCUCCCUUCACAUCUGUCAGCACCUGCCCAAUCGAGAUUUCUGUCUCUGUGCAGUACAGCAUCCAGCCAGGCAGUUUAUGUGCAUUCACCUACUGCACGUUGUACUGAGUCUAGUGAGCACUUAUUCCCAGAAGGAUCCCCUAUGCACACCGAACCACGGUACUGACGGUUCUCCCAGAGCAAGUCCGCCCUGAUACCACCGACGGCUUGUCAGUGACUGUCAAGCACCACAAGCAACUGCACUAGCUUGCUGAGUGACCUUGUGCGCAAGAUAGCAAUCGGCUUCCAGGGUCCUUCUUAUAGGAUCACAGACCGUCUCGUGGUGCAAUCAUACUGCACUGCAUUCCUUAGUCACUUGCCGGGUCGGAAGACCGUAAGUUUCAGAUCCAACAGUUCGGGAGCCAGCAUCGGUCCCAUCGGCCUCACUACAUUCCCCGGGAUCGCUGUAACCUAGUGAUGCCAACGGACGCCCUUUUCACUCCUCCAUCAUCCUACUCUCCUCAGAAGACCCUCGCACGGUUGGACCUUCGGUUGGACACCCACUCUGACGACACUCUAGACGCUGACAUCUUCAACAUGAUUGGUACUGGGUCACCUCAGCCAUACAUCAAGGAAGAAGUCGACGACAUGCAGUUCAACUCCGGUCGCUUUGGAAACCACAACGGUUUCGACAUGAGCCAGCAAUUCAACAACCCCCAGUACAGCUCCGCUCAUGAGAGUGGAAGUGCAAUCGACCCCUCAAACCUCACUAUGAGCGGGAGCAUGAAUAUCAACAGCCAAUUUGGCUCUACCAGCUACGUCCACGGUGCUGCCAAUAUUGCAGACGACGAGCUUGCCGACUCACUCGGAUUCUCCAAUGGCUUCAGCCAAGACAACAUGAACCAGCCGGAGUUCUUCCACUCCAACUCCAACGCUGCGAACAUGAACCAAGUCUACUCCAACACUCCAGAUGAUCUGCCUAUUCAGAGUCCCUUCGUGCACCCUGGGGGGUUCGACUUCAAUCAGUACCAGUCUGGACCGUCAAGGAUGGGCUUUACAAACAGCAUGCAGGCCAACUCGAUGAGGCACCGCAUGGUUAUGAGCAGGACCGGCUCUGACGCCCGCACUCCCAUGUCACCGAAGACCCCAGCGAUGGCCAGUCUGCACCUUGGUACGCCUGACUCGGGCAACUUUGCGUCUCAGCCCAUCAUGACCAACAUGCACCGUCACCAGAAGAGCGUGUCUGGACAGUGGGAAGGCACACCCGGCAGUGCUCACUCCUGGAUCGACUCACCCACACAGUCGCCUCACGCUGCGUCGCUGCAUCACCAGCAGAUCAAUGAGGUCAUGCACGGUAAGCAUGCCUCCUUACCUACGAAAGUCGACAUCGGCCAGACCCAAGACGCGAAGAAGCGCCGCCGCCGCGAGUCUCACAACCUCGUUGAGCGUCGUCGCAGAGACAAUAUCAAUGAGCGUAUCCACGACUUGUCCCGUCUUGUUCCGCAGCAUCGCCUCGAGGAUGAGAAGAUCCGCAAGCACAUCAACAAUAACGGCCCUCUCUCACCGACAAUGGGUGCUACUGGUAUGUCGCCACCCCAGGCAACGUCAUUGCUCGCUGGUGGUAGCGGCAGACGAGCGGCUGGCAGCAUCACACAAGGUCUUCCCAUGGAAGAGAAGGACAAGGGCCCGAACAAGGGAGAUAUUCUCAACGGAGCCGUCAGCUGGACUCGUGAUCUCAUGUGGAUGUUGUACAAGAAGAUGGAGGAGAACGAGGAGCUCACUGCACGCCUGCGACAAGCUACUGGCGAAGAGUGGCCCGAGAUGACGGAGGACGAGAAGCGCAUGAAGACCGAGAUCUUCGAAGCCGUCGAGAAGAACGGCGCUGGUACCUUCAGGUACUCCCGCGGUCCUGGCUCUGGCCUCCGUGUACCCAAGCACACCAAUCUCGCCGGCGAGACUUUGUCUGGUCUCUCGCCUCAGAGCCUCAGUCCUGGCAUGCAAAGCACUGGCAGUGGCUCCGGCUCCAACCAGCAACAAUACUGGUCGAACCAGGCCUUGAAGGAGGAGGACGAGUACGGCAUGGACAUGGGUUGAGUCGCUACAGACUUGGUUCCCUUCGCGGUGUACCUUUCCUUGUCUCCUUCUCGGCUCUUCGAUUCCAUGAUACCCCGCGAUACCCCGCACACUUUC